Molecule: messenger RNA, 1794 nt
Organism: Hevea brasiliensis (rubber tree)
Lineage: Eukaryota; Viridiplantae; Streptophyta; Magnoliopsida; Malpighiales; Euphorbiaceae
Product: proline-rich receptor-like protein kinase PERK15
Exons: 8
Coding region: 202-1299 (365 amino acids)
Biological process (GO): protein phosphorylation
Molecular function (GO): protein kinase activity; ATP binding
Source: RefSeq, a predicted model, not a curated record
CCAGGUCUGAGCGCUAAAGUUACCUACUGCCCCCCUCCCUCCAUCUCCGUCUCGUUCUCCUAUCUCUCUCACACGCACACAAUAAGAAGUGUAUUAUACACUUGCAAGAAACUACUCUGGCCGCGAUAUUGUCACCGACUUUUGUUGUAGUGGUCGUGGUUGCGUAAGUCCUGCAACUCUGCAACUUAAUUAUUCUGGAGAAUGAACAGGGCAGAUCGCCACAAUGAAACUAGAGAUCCGAAUGAAUCUAGCUCAUCUCAUCAGGAGAAUCGAAGUUAUCCAUCUGCGUCUGAGAAUUAUAAAGGUAUUGGGCCGCGGCCAUAUUCAUAUGGUGAACUAGCAAAUGCAACAGAUCGUUUCUCCAACAACGUUCUACUUGGCGAGGGUGGUUUUGGUCAAGUUUAUAUGGGAUUCCUAGAUGGUAAAUACUGUGCUAUUAAGAAACUUAAAAAUCUUCCGGAUGUACAGUCGGAAGAAAAUUUGGAGAAUGAGAUCUUGGUCGUAAGCAGAGUCAGUCAUAAAAAUCUUGUUCAGCUGAUUGGUUACUGCAUUGAUGGAGCCAAUAGAUUGAUUGUUUUAGAGUAUUGUCCCAAUAAGUCCUUGAGAUCUAAAUUACAUGGUAUAGAAGAAGGGGAGAUUUUGGACUGGCAGAAAAGAAUGAAGAUCGCCAUAGGCUCUGCGAGAGGAUUGGAAUAUCUACAUGAAUAUUGUGAACCUAAAAUCAUACACUUAGAUAUCAAGCCAGAUAAUAUUCUUCUCGAUAACGAAUUUGAACCAAAGAUUGCAGAUUUUGGACUUGCCCUAUUCUUUUCAGAUGCUGCUACUCACGUCUCCAAGUCAACAAAUAAGGGAACCCAAGUUUAUGCAGAUCCAAUGACAACGAGAACUGGAAAGUAUUCUGAUAAGUCAGAUAUUUAUUCUUUUGGUGUUGUACUUUUAGAGCUGAUCACGGGAAAAAAGCCUAUGGAUAAAGACAGCGACAUUGUUAAUUGGGCAAACUCUCGAAUUGAAAAAGCUCUAAAGGGAGAAUAUGAGGUUUUUGUAGAUUCCAGAUUGCAAACAUUUGACCACGAAGAAAUGUAUCGAAUGAUUUUCUGUGCCAAAGCUUGUGUAAAUAGACUUCCAAAGUCUCGUCCAUCUAUGAGAAGGAUGCUUCUUGCUCUCGAAGGAAAUUUGCCUCUAGAGAAUUUAUGCGAUGAGAAGGACAACAAACUGCGAUCGAGUACUAUGUAUAAAGGUCCUUUUCUUAUGAACUGUGAUAUCCUUUUUAAAAUGUUAAUGCAUUUUCUUUAUCGAUAAUAAAUUAUAUGCAUGUAUAAUAAAUUUUGACUUAAUUGAUGCCUUAACUUAAUGAUAAAAUGAGAUUAUCUUAAUAUUAAAAAAUUCCUAAUAUUAGAACUUACUCGACCAGAAAUUUUACUAUCUUAGAACGUUAUAGUUAAGGUCCUCAUUGAUCACUGGGCUUCAAUUCAAUUAUUUUAAUUUUCUUAGUUUAUUGGAUUUUGUAUUGAAAAUAGGACUUUUUCUAGUUUAGAAUUAUAGAUAGAUUAUAAAUAAAUGAUAAAUAUAAUUUAAAAUAAAUAUUAAAUAAAAAAAAAUUGUACGAGUAAUAAUUAAAUAUCACAGGAAAAAGUAUUAUACAUAUAAUUUAUUGUGAUGCUGUGAGGGUUAAAUACAUCACUCUUUAUAUAAUCACAAUCGCAUGUGGACAGCAGGUGCGGAUCCGCCUAAAUUCAGGCAGUGGUGGUCAAUAUUUUUUAAGAUAAAUUUGAAAGUAGAAUUAUUAAUUGGUAU